Molecule: messenger RNA, 884 nt
Organism: Triticum aestivum (bread wheat)
Lineage: Eukaryota; Viridiplantae; Streptophyta; Magnoliopsida; Poales; Poaceae
Product: vegetative cell wall protein gp1
Source: RefSeq, a predicted model, not a curated record
GACACCGCCGUGGCCGCCCCGCCCCUGGGCGCACCCCUGCUCCCAGCGGAUCCGGUGGAGACGCCGCCGCACCACCUCCCGAAGCACCUCGAGGGUCGCUAGAUCCGGCGAGGAUCCUUCACUCGCCGGUGACCGCCAGUACACACGCGAAGGAGCCGUUGACCUUCAUCUGGAGGAGGCAACGACCUGCAACUAGUCUUCGCGAAAGCCGCCGCGACGGCCUACAGUCGGUGGAUUCAGGGUUGGGAUCCUCCUCCCCGCUGCUUGCCUGGGUAGCCCGUGGAGACCACCUCCUCUCCCCUCCUCCAGCCAGAUCGGUCAUCUUUGGGCUCUGGCUUCUGGACAAUGAGGUGGUGCCGAAGGAUGGAACACGGAUGUUCGACUAUAUUUCUAGAGGAAGAAACGAAGAGCAGGCAUCAUGGCGGAGAAGGAAUAAGAAGCUACAGGAGCAAAAUGGAGGUGCACCGGCAUGCUUUGCGCUAACAACUACAGCUUAACAGGUGUCUUCUUACCCACUGUCGCGCUGCAUCACCUCACCUGCAUUUCGGUCUUCUUUGCCUUCGAUGUUCCUGCACUACUGCAAGGCGAUGCCGGCAGCUCAGCCCCACACCCGCACACUCCAUCUUCUCCCCAACGCUACUCGUGGCCCUCCCGGCCUUCCAGUCCUACUUCUACGACGAACUCAUGUCAUCUCUGCUCAACUGCUCGAACUCUCUGCUCACCUGUACAUGCUUUUCCAGUUGUUUGUGUUAAUGCCAGUAAGGCUGAGUGUUGUAGAGAUGGCUCAUGCAGUGUUGCAACAGUCAUUGCUCAUGUCGCCGGAGCUCUCGACAACAGUUUUUUUACGUUUGAUGUUUAUUAAAAAAUGAUUUUUUUUUAUUUUC